UGCUGACCCAUCGCGGCGGGAAAAGGCACCAGCCAUGCAGGCAUCCAGGUCCACCGCCGCGCCCACCACUGCCGCGCCGCUUCGCCCUCUGCGCCGGCUUGUGGUGCGGGCUGCGGCCCGGCACCAGCAGCAGCAGCUGGAGCAGCAAGAGCCGCAGCGGCCCGGACCUCUGCAGCACGCCGCCAUCGGCGCUGCCGCGCUGCUGGCCUCGGCGGCGCUGCUGCUUGCGCCCAGCGGCCAGCUGGCGGCGUAUGCGGCAGAUACCAGCAAGGUGGGGACGUGCCUCUUGCAGAACUGCCAGGCGGCGCUGGCAAACUGCCUCACCGACACCAUCUGCGCGGAGAAUCUCAUCUGCCUGCAAGUGUGCAACGGAAGGCCGGAUGAGACAGAAUGCCAGAUCAAGUGCGGGGAUAAGUAUGCCGACAAGGCCGUGGAGACAUUCACCGCUUGCGCCAUCUCGGAGCAGAAGUGUGUGCCGCAGCGAGUUGACGAGGGGCUGUUCCCGGUGCCCCCCGACUGCUCGCUGGACAACACCUUCGACUUGUCAUCCUUCCAGGGUCGCUGGUACAUCACGGCUGGGCUCAACCCACUGUUUGACACUUUCGACUGCCAGGAGCACUUCUUCGCCAGUCCCGAGCCAGGCAAGGUGUUUGCCAAGAUCAACUGGCGCAUCCCCUCCACGGACCCGCUGACGGGAGACCGCGACUUCAUAGACCGCUCCGUCAUGCAGCGCUUUGUGCAGGAUGCGGCCACCCCUGCGGUGCUAGUCAACAAGGACAAUGAGUUCCUGAACUACCAGGACACGUGGUGGGUGGGGGUGUAUGUGCUGGCCUCCAAGCCCGACGAGUACGUGUUCAUCUACUACAGGGGACAGAACGAUGCGUGGGUGGGGUACGGCGGCGCCACGGUCUACACCCGGGACGCCAGGCUGCCCGCAGAGGCCAUCCCGGAGCUGCAGGCGGCGGCGGAGCGUGCGGGCCUGGACUGGAGCAAGUUCAUCGUCACAGACAACAGCUGCCCGCCGCACCCGCCGGAGCGCACGCUGCCGGAGCGGCUGCAGGUGGCCUCUGUGCGCAGGGCGGCGCAGGUGGAGUACGAGCUCGGCAACGACCUGCGCUCCUUUGGCCGCGGCUUCACAGUGCUGGAGCGAGACCUGUCUCGCGGGCUCAAGGGGGCCAAGCUGGCGCAGGAGGCUAAGCUGGGGGAGGCUAAGCUGGCGCCCCCACCCCUGCUCACCGAGGCGGAGCGCGCACUGGAGGCGGAGGCGGAGAGGGCGGGGAAGAUGAUCCGGCGGUUUGAGAUGGAGGCCAAGAUGGGGCCCUGGAUCAACUGGAUCCCGCAGAGCUGGCGCCCCAUCCUUAUGCCCAUGCCCUGAGGAGGCCAGCCUUGAGAGCUUUUGUUAGUAGGCGGGGAGUACCGUCGCCAACCACCCCAUUUUCGCCGGCUGCGGCAGGUCCAACUGCCUGCCGCGCUGCCCCACCGAGCGCACAUCAUUUUCACUAAUAUUAGUUGUAUCCUUAACUCGCAAGGAGCACCAGUGUGUGCUGCUUCGAGCACUGGCCCCCAGCCUGUGUCAAAUGCAGGCUUUGCCCUUUCUUUCCUUGUUCUUUCUUCCUCUUGAAAUGGCCUACCUUGUAAUAUUGGCACCCUGGU
This is a messenger RNA of Chlorella variabilis, 1653 nucleotides long. RefSeq lists its product as hypothetical. The transcript has 12 exons. Gene Ontology annotation, biological process: xanthophyll cycle. Gene Ontology annotation, molecular function: violaxanthin de-epoxidase activity. The record is from RefSeq and is a predicted model, not a curated record. Lineage: Eukaryota; Viridiplantae; Chlorophyta; Trebouxiophyceae; Chlorellales; Chlorellaceae. The coding region runs from base 35 to 1375 and encodes 446 amino acids.